This is a messenger RNA of Dermacentor andersoni, 843 nucleotides long. RefSeq names its product ubiquitin-conjugating enzyme E2 Z-like. Gene Ontology annotation, molecular function: cysteine-type endopeptidase inhibitor activity. Gene Ontology annotation, cellular component: nucleus. The record is from RefSeq and is a predicted model, not a curated record. NCBI's taxonomy places the organism in Eukaryota, Metazoa, Arthropoda, Arachnida, Ixodida, Ixodidae. Gene Ontology annotation, biological process: negative regulation of apoptotic process.
AUGCACCGCACACCGGUUGCAGCCGCCACUAAGGCUUCCGUGGAUGAACCUGCCGCACUCGCGGAACAUGGACCACUACCAGCAGCCUCAGGCCCCGUAUUGCCCGAGAACGAGCAGCCGUCGCCGCAGUGCCUGCAUAGGGUUCAACGCGACCUCGCGGAAUUCGCCCACCAUCCACCGCCGGGUGUGUUCAUCGAGCCCGAGAAGGAGGACAUCACCUCCAUCCACGCCGUCAUAGUCGGGCCUAACGGCACGCUGUACGAAGGGGGCUUCUUCCAUUUCGUGCUCAAGUGUCCUAGAGGCUAUCCCGUUGAACCUCCGCUAGUGCGCUUCAUGACAACGGACGGCGGACGAGUGGGCUUCAGUCCGAACCUCCACGCCGACGGUAAGGUGUGCCUCACCUUUCCCAGGCCACCGUGGAGUGCGGCGCUGUCUCUCGAGUGCGUGCUGGUUUCUGUUCAGUCGCUGAUUAACGAGAAUGCCUUGGCGAAUGAUCCCGGACUUGGACACAUUGGACAGUUGAGUGGAAGGCUGAGCGGCUACAAUGACAACCUGCACUACCAGACCCUCAGGGUCGCGGUGUGCGACGCGGUCGAGGCCUGCCUCCUGGGCACCGCGCCGUAUCCACCGGUCCUGAGGGAGACAGUGCUGGCGCACUUUGCCGAGAACUAUGGCAAGUACGAGGAAGCGGUCAGGGCCCACCUCGGUUAUUCGUUCCUGGGCUUAGUCUUCUAUACGCCGAAUGUCGAAUGCCAAAAGUACCGAGAGCUUCUAGAGCGACUUCGAGACUUGCACCGCCGGCUCUCGAAGAAGAACGCACGUUCUGCUGACAGGCAAACGUGA